This is a messenger RNA of Hyaloperonospora brassicae, 1500 nucleotides long. Lineage: Eukaryota; Oomycota; Peronosporomycetes; Peronosporales; Peronosporaceae. The record is from the annotation of a GenBank genome assembly.
AUGGGGUCCACGGGCGGCGAGCGCCAGCGUCUUCUCCCGUCCUACUCACCAGUCGUCCAUGCUCGUGUUCCUGGCCAAGAGUCGGCCCCGUCAUGGCCCUCGACUUUCGAGGAAGGAAUUGAAGCUCGGAUGACGUCGCCCAUGUCCAUGAGUCUGACGCCUCGCUAUCCUCCCGAUCCGCUAAGUGUCAGUCCGUACAAUGAGCGACAGCGAUUUCUGCAGCAACAGCAGCAGCGAGAGGGACUGUGGUCGCCAACUACUAGCAGUGAACCAACGACUAUCCAAGGCACAAGCAGUUUCAAAGAUGCGGUCUUCAAUGCCGUGAACGUGCUAUUGGGCGUCGGCGUGCUCUCGAGUCCCUUCUCAUUACGGUCCAGUGGCUGGCUCAUUGGUAUGCCGCUCUUUCUCUUUUUUACACUCGUGACAAACCAUACAGCGAAGUUAUUGGGCAAGUGCUUGGACUACCAAGAAGGCAUGACGACGUACCCGGAUAUCGGGGAAGCGGCGUUUGGCACGAGAGGACGCGUGAUCAUCGGAAUCACGUUCUUUGCAGAGCUUUUCACGGCUUGUGCCAUGUUUUACGUGCUCAUCGGUGAUACGUUGGCGGCUUUGAUUUCGUCCGUUACGGAAGCACAAGUGACGAUCAUGGCAUUCCUGCUCAUUGUACCGUCCAUGUGGACAACACACAUGUCGGUGUUGUCGUAUUUCAGUCUCUUAGGCAUUUUCUCGUCGUUCUUCUGUCUCUACGCGAUUUUCUAUGUCGGUCUGACGAUCGACACUGAAGCACCUGGAUAUGAAACAGGCAGUUUGCUGCACCCACAGCCUGUGCAAGUGAUUGGCGAUGUGGACCGUAUCCCGCUGGCAAUUGGACUCACAAUGGUCGCGUUCGGUGGCCACUCGGUCUUUCCAUCCAUUUGCAGCUCCCUGGCAAAUCGAGGCGACUAUCCGCGCGUGCUCAACCUCUCGUACUUGAUUGUAGGACUUGUGUACGUCGCGAUUGAGCUGGCGGGCUACCUCAUGUAUGGCCUUGCUACUCAGAAAGAGAUCACGCUGAACCUGAUUGCAACGUACCCGGGCGCACUCACACAAAUGGUGGUCUGGACGAUCGCGCUGAAUCCCAUGAGCAAAAUCGCUAUCACAAUCCAUCCGAUUGCGCUGGCACUGGAGGAGUUUCUGCUUUCGCCAAGCCAGAAGCGUGCGGCUGCACGGAAUCAGCCAGGCAGGACGUUGGUGUUUUACCGAGCAUUCAUUCGGACAUUGCUUGGAAUGGGUGCACUAUGCUGUGCGCUCUUUGUGCCCCACUUUGCCCGCGUAACGUCGUUUCUCGGGGCGUUUUUCGCGAUGCUGGUCUCGGUGUUUUUCCCGUGUAUUUGCUACCUGAAGCUUUUUGCUCACCGCUUGUCGACGGUUGAGAUUGCGCUCGAUGCAGGACUGGCUGGACUCUCGAUCGUGUUGAUGUUUUUGGGCACCGUGGCAUCGUUCCUGUCGCCUACAGAUUAA